AUGUCGUCCAAGAUCGAGGACGCCGUCAUGGCUCAUCAGGUUGACGUCGAAAAGGACGUCGUCAAGGAAGAGGACACCACUCGCGACGACGUCUCCGACGCUGACAAGCCGCCCAGCGACGAGGAGCGGCGCCUCGUGCGGCGGCAAGACGCGCGCAUCGUGCCGCUCUGCGCCGGCAUCUACUUCCUGUGCUUCCUCGACCGCGCCAACAUUGGCAACGCCAAGGUGCUCAACUCGUCGACGCGCGACGACAUGCAGCACACCACGGGCAUGUCCGACUACCAGUUCGUCAUCGCCCUCAUGGUCUUCCUCGUCGCCUACGCCGUCUUCGAGGUCCCGAGCAAUAUCCUGCUCAAGAAGCUGCGGCCCAGCCGCUGGCUCGCCUUUCUCAUGUUUUGCUGGGGCGUCAUGACCAUGUGCCUUGGCGCCGCGCGCAGCUUCGCCAGCGUCACGGCCGUGCGCUUCCUGCUCGGCAUGUUUGAGGCCGGCCUGUUUCCGGGCCUGAUUUACUACUUGACGUUUUGGUACAGGCACAAUGAGCGAAGUGUCCGAGUCGCCUUCAUUCUGGCGUCGGCUACGCUGGCGGGUGCUUUUGGCGGCGCCAUUGCCUACGGCAUCGGCCACAUGAACCACGCGGCCGGCAUCGCAGGCUGGCGCUGGCUCUUCAUCAUCGAGGGCAUCCCCUCGGUGCUCUCCUCCUUCCUGGUGCUCUUCUUCCUGCCAGACUACCCGGAGACGGCCGGCUGGCUGACCGAGGCUGAGCGGGCGCUGGCCGUCGGACGCCUGCGGCACGAGGGCAGCAAGGGCCACGACCGGAGCAUGAGCUGGCAGGAUGCCAAGGCGACGCUGACUGACUGGCGGCUGUACGCGCACUACAUCAUCUAUUUUGCCAUUAGCCCGCCCUUUGCGAGCCUCAGUCUGUUUACGCCGUCCAUCACGCUGGGCUUGGGGUACCGCGACCUGACGGCGCAGCUGAUGACUGUGCCGCCAUGGGCUGUUGCGUACGUUUGUCAGAUUCUGGUUGCGCUGUCCGCGGACAGAUUCAACGCGCGCGGCUACCAUGCCGCGGGCGCCGCCCUCGUCGGGGCCACUGGCUUCAUCAUCUCGGGGGCGCUGCCGCCGGACGCGUACAAGGCGCGGUACGGCGGGCUCGUCAUGGCGACGGCGGGCGCGUUUGCCUGCAUCCCGCCGCUGCUGGGCUGGCUGACGUCCAACGUGGUGAGCACGGCGGCGGUCGGGCUGGCUAUUGCGCUCAACGUGAGCAUCGGCGGCGGGCUCGGCCAGAUCCCGGGCGUGUGGAUCUACAAGGCGAGCGAAAAGGCAAAGGGCUACCCGACGGGCCACUGGACCAACGCGGGCUUCUUGCUCUUUGUCACGGCGGUGUCGCUGGGGCUGCGCGUGUUUUACGCGCGCAAGAAUGGGCAACUCGCAGCGGACGCGGCGCGGCGCGGCGUACCGGCGCGGUUGUACAAGCUGUAG
Messenger RNA from Cordyceps militaris CM01, 1479 nucleotides. Its product is annotated as MFS transporter, putative. Gene Ontology annotation, biological process: transmembrane transport. The record is from RefSeq and is a predicted model, not a curated record. The coding region runs from base 1 to 1479 and encodes 492 amino acids. The transcript is spliced from 5 exons. Gene Ontology annotation, molecular function: transmembrane transporter activity. Lineage: Eukaryota; Fungi; Ascomycota; Sordariomycetes; Hypocreales; Cordycipitaceae. Gene Ontology annotation, cellular component: membrane.